Chondrus crispus (carragheen) is the source of this 288-nucleotide messenger RNA. RefSeq lists its product as hypothetical. The record is from RefSeq and is a predicted model, not a curated record. The coding region runs from base 1 to 288 and encodes 95 amino acids. NCBI's taxonomy places the organism in Eukaryota, Rhodophyta, Florideophyceae, Gigartinales, Gigartinaceae. The transcript has a single exon.
AUGAGCUUUCGCAGUUGGUUGACGACUACUCGACUCAUUCAUGGCAUCUUGGUAAGAGGCCCGCCGAUUCGCCACGUAAUUCGCGCUGGCAACAACUUUUGGAAAGGUUGCCUUUUGGCUAUGGAGCUUUCUCUGCUGAUUGUUUGGUUUGCGUUCGUGCCACUAGAACCGCAGGUAAAGCUAAGGCUGUGUCGCCGGUCUGUUCGCGCUUGUGUCGCGAUAAAAACCGAAUUCAACCAGUGGCUACUGAUUCGUGUUGUACCUGUAAGGCUAUUGGCUUCGUCGUGA